CAAUAAUAAACCUGAAAUUCAACAUUGAUUUUUUUUAUACCAUCUGCAUAUGACACACCCUCAGAGUUUAAAACGAAGAUGCUACGUUAGUUUCAACACAUUCUACAACCCAUCUUAUUCACGGCAUACUAAAUCAUCCAUCAUAUCCUUACAGACAUGAAGACCAGAUUGAUUGUGGUGGCUGCAUUUAUCUGCACUGUUUGUCAUUUCACUGAAGCCCAGCUGCUACCAGUGAAACCUCUCAAUACCACCAUCACUAACACCACUUGUGGCACCACUAAACUGUGUGUGUCUAGUGUGCCUAAUUGUGAUCCUGCAGGAAACUCCAGCUGUUUUUUCACCUCUGCUCAGUUUAAUAAUGGCACAUUGACUAUUGAAAUGUCCGGCACAACGUCAGGAUACGUGGCACUGGGACUCACACCCACUGCCAGCCCACUGACCCAAAUUGGGAAUGUUGUGUUCGUCUGUGGCAACAAUAAGAGCAAUGCCUUCUUUGAAACAGUUUCUCAAAACGGCUCAACGCUGACACCUGCUGCUGUGCCUGCCAUAAUUAGCCCUAAUGUUCUGGGUUCAACAAAUAACCAGACUCUUACUCAGUGUGCCAUCAGUGUCAACAUCAGCGCCAUCCCCUUUAUCCCUGCAAAUGUUCCGCUGCUUUUCAAUCUCACUAUCCUUAAUGGAACCACAAAUGGAACCGAUCUGGGACCUGCAGCUACAGUGUUUAACUCCAGUGGAACAUUAGACUUGGCAAAUCCCAUGAGCAACAUUCCACAGAACACACUCAACAUCACUCGUAAUGGUUGCGGCAGCACUAAGCUGUGUGUGUCGAGUGAGUCUGGCUGCAAUCUUACAGGAAACUCCAGCUGCUUUUUCAGCUCAAUUCAAGUGAAAAACCAGACGUUCUCCAUUGAACUCAGCGGUACGACGACAGGAUACGUGGCACUGGGACUCGCUAAACAGAAUACUACCUUUGUGUUUAUCUGUGGCAAUAACAACAACAGCUUCUUCUUCCAAACUGCUACUCAAAACAACACAAAUCUGACCACUGCUAAUGUGACAACUGUAUACAAUUCCCAAGGUGUAGUAGCUCAAAACCAGACUCUUAUUCAGUGUAUCUUCAACACCAGCACCAGCUUCAACAUCAGCACCAAAGCUGAUGACACCAUGUACAACGUCACCAUCAUGAAUGGAACCACCAAUGGAACCGAUCUGGGACCUGCAGCUACAGUGUUUAACUCCAGUGGAACAUUAGACUUGGCAAAUCCCAUGAGCAACGUUCCACAGAACACAGUACUGCUCAACAUCACUCGUAAUGGUUGCGGCAGCACUAAGCUGUGUGUGUCGAAUGAGUCUAGCUGCAAUCUUACAGGAAACUCCAGCUGCUUUUUCAGCUCAUUUCAAGUGAAAAACCAGACGUUCUCCAUUGAACUCAGCGGUACGACGACAGGAUACGUGGCACUGGGACUCACUAAACAGAAUACUACCUUUGUGUUUAUCUGUGGCAAUAACAGCAACAGCUUCUUCUUCCAAACUGCUACUCAAAACAACACAAAUCUGACCACUGCUAAUGUGACAACUGUAUACAAUUCCCAAGGUGUAGUAGCUCAAAACCAGACUCUUAUUCAGUGUAUCUUCAACACCAGCACCAGCUUCAACAUCAGCACCAAAGCUGAUGACACCAUGUACAACGUCACCAUCAUGAAUGGAACCACCAAUGGGACUCAACUUGGACCUCUGAGUGUAAGAUUUAACUCUGGGAAGGAAGUUGACCUGUCUGUUACAAGCACCCCAAGUUCAAACAGCAGCAAUGCAAUCACCAACCUCUGCACUAAUGUGUUGGCUGUGCUGCUCAGCGCUCUGAUUCUCUACCUAUAAAAACCUGCCAUGUCAUUUUUGAUAUAAUAGUCAUAGGGCUGGUCUUGUGUGUGUUUAUACAAAUAUGAAGCUACCAUUAGUUAGCUGAACAUCAGAACAUUGUGUGGUGGUGUUUUUUUUAGUUGUUUGUAUUUUUUUUUUUUUACAAUCAAUGAGAGAUGUUAAUUUACACCGCCAUACAUAGUACUUUUAAAUAUAACAAAUAAUCUGAUAUUUUACAUCAUUUUAGUUUAGAUUUUAAUUUUAGAUAAUAUAUAUAUAUAUUAUCUAAAAUAAAAAUCUAAACUAAAAUGAUGUAAAAUAUCAGAUUAUUUGAGUUUUGUAUAUUUGAGAUAUGUAUAUAUAUAUAUCAGCCUUUAUGCUUUCAGGUGAAUGUUUGCUCUGACUGUUGAUUUUUGUCGUGGAUUUCUCUUUUCCUUUCCUUUGACCUCCAAUGUUGUCUAAACAUACUCGGGACAUGGAAUGACUUUUCUGUUAUUACAACAACUACCAAUUUCAACAUUUCUCCUUAUACAUGAUUACAAGCAAGCAUUGAUUGAUAUGGGACUUCACUGAUCUACCUCCAGCUACAUAAUCUCUGAACAUUUUAACUGUUGAGUUUCUAUCAUUAAAGUGAGCUAUUGUUUGAAAGCA
Hemibagrus wyckioides is the source of this 2508-nucleotide messenger RNA. Its product is annotated as probable serine/threonine-protein kinase DDB_G0276461. Gene Ontology annotation, biological process: regulation of glutamate receptor signaling pathway. Lineage: Eukaryota; Metazoa; Chordata; Actinopteri; Siluriformes; Bagridae. Bases 157 to 1875 code for a protein of 572 amino acids. The record is from RefSeq and is a predicted model, not a curated record. The transcript is spliced from 15 exons.